AGAAGAUGACGUCUCCAUGACGACUGUUGGGUUGCUCCUCAGGUAGUUAAGAGUCAAGGAUGAGCUUUUACCGCAUGCACUUUGAUUGUAGAUUAACCAUCUCCAUUAUGAGUGGUCUCUUGAAUUAUUAAGUCAAGGGGUUUCAGCCGUGAGAACCCACGAACGCUUGGUGGGUGUAUCGGGCGGUGUUAGUCAUGUGUGGGUGGUGUUUGAGAGAGAGGGAGACAGCCUUGCUCCGCCCAGGCCAGCGGCGCAGCGUCAUUACCAGUGGAGCUGUUGAAAGGAGUAGUCGGUCCUUUUAAACAGGCUGUGUGGAGCACAAACAGGAACGAGUCACGGUGAAAAGACGACAUUUGAGCGCCGACAAAGACACAUGGAGUUAUUACGUUUUCCGCGGUUCACGAGUUGACUCUUGGGCUGACGAGGACUGUGAAAAACAAGUUCAGGCUACACUCCCCUCCCUCUCAUCAUCCUCCCUUCCUGAUCCCUUUUCCCUGUUGGCUACUGUUCCCCAGGGGGCGGGGCUAAGUAUGGGUUAAGAGAUCCAAGAGGAGACAUCAAAACGACUCAAGCUGAGGAGGCCUUCUAUCCUGCACAGGUGGUGACGGGUGCAGGACACUGUCAUGGCGCUGCUGUGGAGGAGGCUGAAGCUUGUGGUGACAGUGACAAUGGUUAACCUCUUCAUCUUCAUCCUCAUCUCCCGGAGCAGUAGCCAGGACAAAAACGGGCACCAAAAGGUCAACAUCCCAUCCAAACCCUUCUGGGCCAAAGUGGCGCCCAGCGCGGCUUACUGGAACCGCCAGCAGCAGGUUCUGGACCUGCAGAACAACCCCGUCCUGAUGGCCAACUCAAGCAGUGGAGAGCUGCCCGACUGGCUUAAUGACACCAGUGUGACCUCUGACCCUUGCAAGCCCAACUUCAGGGUUACUACUCAGGUGAAAGACUACAACUCCCUGCCGGACCGCUUCAAGGACUUCCUGCUUUACAUGCAGUGCCGCUCCUACCCACUCACGGUGGACCAGCCUAAUAUCUGUAAGGAGCCGCCGUUCCUGCUCCUGGCGGUAAAAUCCCUGGUGCCGCAUUUUGACCGUCGCCAAGCAAUUCGUGAGUCUUGGGGACGGGCGGGUGUCAUAGCCAACAAGACAGUAGUUACUAUUUUUCUACUUGGCAACGCCACAGCGGGGGACCAUCACCCAGAUCUUUCCGGGAUGCUGCAAUAUGAGAGCGUUAGCUAUAAAGACAUCAUCCAGUGGGAUUACAGAGACUCAUUCUUCAACUUGACUGUCAAAGAAGUCCUGUUCCUGGACUGGAUCCAGACUCGAUGUUCCGGUGCUCGCUUCAUCUUCAAAGGCGAUGACGACGUUUUCGUCAACACCUACCGCAUCUUGGACUUCCUGAAGGGCCUCUCGGCGCCUAAAGCCAGGGACUUGUUUGUGGGCGACGUGAUCACCAACGCGGGGCCUCACCGAGACAAAAAGGUCAAAUAUUUCAUCCCAGAGAGCAUGUACGUCGGGACGUACCCUCCGUACGCAGGAGGAGGCGGAUACCUUUACUCUGGUGACAUUGCCGCUCGCCUUCAUAAUGCAUCACAACACGUGGCGCUCUACCCCAUAGAUGACGUCUACACAGGGAUGUGUCUCAGGAAGCUCGGGCUGGCCCCCGAGAAGCACAAAGGCUUCAGGACCUUUAACAUAGAGGAGAAAUACAGGUCCAACCCCUGUGCCUACAAAAGUUUAAUGCUGGUUCAUCCAAGGACCCCGCAGGAGAUGAACCAGAUCUGGGGCUGGCUCAGCAGUCCAGAUUUAAAUUGCCAGUGAUGGCUCUGAGGCAGGCGCUUUGGAUGCUAUGAGGUUGAGGCCAAAGACAAAUCAAAUAUUUGAACAGGGUCAUGACUGAACAGUCGGCAGCUUGAAGUUAAGAUACUUCUGUCAUGGUCACUCGGAGCCUCAGCGUGGAACAGCUGUUGCAUCAUACCUCUAGAACUGAGGAAGGACGUGUCGUUAACUCCAUUAAUUAAAAAUGGCCACCAUAGUAUUUUGACUUGACACCAGACUUCCACUGAUGAGCUAACCCUGCUCUGUUGUCAAAGUGACCGAGUCUGUCUGUUUGUGCACAUAUUUAUGUCUAACUAUUUAUAUGGCCUAUAAAAUGCUUUAACACUGUGUGUCAGCUCUGUGAUGGAGCGUCUCCAUGCUGUAUUAUAGAAAUUAGGAGACCAAGAGCGUGGACAUGUCCACCUCAGACUCUUGUUUGUUGUUUGGCAAAGGGAAACUGUGUCAGGUUUUUUGACACUGAAGAAAACUGAAAUGUUUUCAGCACUAUUGAGCGUCUAGAUAUUUCAAACGUAAACAAAAGAGAGAAGCUCUUAAACUUUAAAUCAGCAGUUUCUGUAUGCAGCAGUUUAUUGCUGCUAGCUUGUAAAGAGCGUCCUGGUGAACACCUCUGCUAAUGUUGUUGCUGGUGGCUUAGUUUGUGCUGCUAUUUCCAUCCACACUCCCUAAAAGUAUUCACAUGUGACUUGCUCCAACUCAAAGUCAACCAGUUUCUCCUACAAAUAACUCAGAUAAACUCAUGUUAGUUCAUUUACAACCCCAUUAUUCUUUGGAAAGCUAUUUCAAUCAUACAGUCUCCCUGAAACCCCCGGGUUUCUCUCUUCCUUUGAUUAAUGAGGCGUUCCCAUGAUGUCUCUUGAUGUCUCCUGAUCUGAUUCAAAAACACUUCAAAGUUUGAGUUGGGCUGUUUGGUAGAGUGAAUUCACUUUGCUUUAAGAACACAGGGAGAGUUUGAGUUGAGCUCUGUGCAGCGCUGCAGGUCUGAACUUGGUUCUGACAUGAAUGGAAAAAUCCAAAUGCUGUCUAAUAUUGCUUCAGGAUCUCGCAUUACACAAAAACAAAACUACUCAUGUAGAAGUAGAAUUUUUGGAGAUGUUUGUUACUUUUUAAGCUUUAAUGUGCCUCAUGAGUGUCUGCAGCUGCUGUGUGGAAGUGUUGAAUACUCUUCUUUGUUGCUUUUUUUGUGUUGUCAGUGUAAAAGAGUUAAAUGCUUUAAAACAGGUGGAACAUGGUGGACCAUCGUGUCUAAGACACGUCAGCUUUCAUUACUUGACAAAUGAGCUCUGCAGUCUUCUCUGGUCAUUAUGAAGACGUAAUUUCAAAUAUUACAUCCAUUUAAGGAUUUAUCUUCACGUUCUGUUCAUGAAGAUAACUUAUAACACAUUUUGGAAUGAUUUUAAACGUAUUGCUUAGCUCACUGCUGUAUGGCUUUAAAGCACAUGCUGGUCUUGUUCUAUGAAAGGAGUACUGCUCAUAUUUACUUUACAUCCAUGUUACAUGAUGUGCCUGUAUCAGCUGUGUGUGAGGCCGUCAGACUGCAGGGAUCUGAGACCCCCCCUGAGUGAUGAUUGGACAAGUCUCAAAAGAGUUGAAUGAUUACAGAGCGGGAGGUGCUCUGCUUCUGUCUGAUAGGAAAAACAAUAAGAGAUGUGUGUUACAUGAAUGUAUAUCAUUGUGCACGUUUAGGAUCAAUCUGCUCUGAUAUGUGCCUUCAUUCAGUAUUUAUAAUCAGAAUCUGGUCCAUAAAACAUUCAGAUAUUUUGAUCCUGAACCUGGUUUGUUACACAUUUGACCUGAGAGAAUGCAGCCUGUGUGUGUUUGUCCGCCUCUGUUGGAGCUCCCCCUGCUGGUCAGGGUGGUGAGCUUAAGCUUGCCUGACACUGGCAACUCCACGACCCUAAAAUAUUCUCCUGGGCCUAAUUUAUGAGUCGUAUUUACACCAAGCAUUCAUUACUUACAUCUUCUAUUCUCAUGGUACUCCAAAUCUUUACAUCUGAUGACUUUUUAUCUCCACUUUAUUGUCUGUGUCACUGUUUUGUGAAAAUUCUACACGCUUUUUGUUCAUUGCCUUCAACAUUGUCUGGCAUUUUUUUUGACAAUCUCAGCAAAGUUCUCAAUACAGAGUUAAUUGUGUGCAUUUUUAUCUGGAUUAAAGACUCUUUUAAUAAAGUAAAGAGUUGGUGGAGGUUAUUUCAUCCUCCUUAAAUAUUAAAGUCCAGAUUUCACCUUUACCUUUUACCUUGGGUCAUGUAUCAACAUCUACUCUGUGGAGUCCUACCAUUCACAUCCAAAUAACAGGUUACAUUCUGUCACUGCUGCACAGUUUGGGGCUACUUGAAAUGUUUACAUGCUUUAGAAGCGCAUCAUCUCUCAUUUUUAUCACUGUUUUGUUUGUCUGAUGACAGAUUAAUGUCUUUCUGUUGAUUUACUGUCCUCCUGCCUUGUAUGUUUGUAUUUAAUCCCUCACUGAGCUUUGUUUUGUAAUCUUGCUUCACUUUCUUCCUUAAAAUGACCUGUACUAUUCUCUUUUUUUGUUCUAGCUGUAUGUUUGCACAGUCAGUGUUUAUCUGGGCUCAGUAGCAGGAUGAGUUGUCUUCUGAGCUUCUGUAUGAGCUGCUGCUGUUUUCAAGGCAAGACAGCUAGUUGGUAAAUAUUAAAAAAUGUCCCGAUACUGUUGAUUAAUCUGGUAUCUGCUCAAGAAAUGUGAUAGCAAGGCAAUGUUGCCAACACAACAGGGUAAAUUCUCCAGAAAAAUCCUGUAUUGGAUUCAUGAUUUACAUCCCUCAAGUUGACCAACAGAAAGCUGAGUAUUAAAUCAUUGUCAUGUCUUCUUUAUGUGUAAUAAUAUUAGAUCAAACAGCUGUGUGUCAUUUACCCUGAGGGAACACAUUCAACCCAAUUCUCAGUUACUUUGUUCGCUUUUCGCCUUCACACAUUAACUCUGUUGUUAUGUUUGACUGUCCACAGUAAGCCCCUAUUCACAUGGAUAUCAGAAAACGUCAUUACUGUUACACCACACCUGCACUAGUCAGAGAUGAUCACCAAAUCUGUGCCUCCUGUUUGUAUGUCUAGCGUGAUUGCUUUUUUUAAAUACAGAACGACUUGAUUAUUUCAAUAAAGUUAUUUUUUUCUGUUUA
Molecule: messenger RNA, 4969 nt
Organism: Notolabrus celidotus (New Zealand spotty)
Lineage: Eukaryota; Metazoa; Chordata; Actinopteri; Labriformes; Labridae
Gene: b3gnt2b
Product: UDP-GlcNAc:betaGal beta-1,3-N-acetylglucosaminyltransferase 2b
Exons: 3
Coding region: 624-1817 (397 amino acids)
Cellular component (GO): membrane
Molecular function (GO): hexosyltransferase activity
Source: RefSeq, a predicted model, not a curated record